AUCCCGAGUAUAAAAUAGCAUAUGGAAGCAGCUUGCUUUCUCUUCCUUUGUUAAGGCAAGAGGUCCCCAAGACCAUUGGAAAGGAACAGGACCCACCCUCGAGAUUUUAUGUCUGGCUGUUAUUUGUGAUGCCAAAGAUUUGGCCUAAGAGCUCAGCUCACAUUUGGAAGGCCGAGGUCUCGUGGCUCUGGAGAUGGGCGGUUUGAAGGUCGGUGUCCAGACGGAUCGGAGUGUUGUGGCAGAUGGAAGAUCUAAGGCUGUGUGCCCAGAGACCUGAGCUCAGAAAAAGCACACAAUGGACUUCUAACACCAUAAGCCAGCGAGUUGUUUGUAAUGCCUCCCCUCUCGCUGUGAAACAGAGACACAUCUUUCUCCCUUAUGAGGGAGAGAAAGAAUUGUGAAUUUAUGUUUAGUUGAUGUUGUUCUUGUGAAGGUUGGGAUGCUAAUGCUGUAUGCCUGCAAUGCAGCUGCAGCAAUCUUGUGCCUUGGAGCCUCCCUACCAGGCAGUGAUGUAACCAGCCAAUAUGUGCUUCACUGAAUAUCUACAGAAAUUUGCAAGAGUCUUUGGUGGCAUAACAACUCUUGAUUUUUUCAAAACAUUUCGAUUGUAAACAAAGCAAAAUCAAGAGUGUGCUGGAAUACUCUCCACUUGCCUGAGUAAAUGCAGCACCCUCAACUCUCAGCAAAGCCAACAGCAUCCAGAACAAAACAAACUGCUUGAUUUCACCUGUAAGUAUUUGUGCCCUUUGCCACCAAUUCACAAUACCUUCAUCAACAGUGUGCAACAUCAACAAAACGCUCUGCAUUUACUCACCCAGGUUACUUAGACAAAAACUCCUAACCAGGAAGGACAAAAACAGCAGGCACAUUGGAACACUGCCAUCUGCAGGUUCUCAUCCAAGAUCAGCACCACCUUGAUUUGGAAAUGUACUUCUGCUCCUUCAUUACGUCCUAGAGCAGGCAUGGGCAAACUACGGCCCGGGGGCCAUAUGCGGCCUGUUAAGCUUUUUAAUCCGGCCCGCAGAACUUGAUGAAAUUAUAUUAAUAAACCUUGUUAAUGUUUUUUUCCCCGCAAUUCUGGUGUUUUCCCAAUAGAUGACGCACUCUAUAUACAUUGACCUUUGUUGAGGUGCAGCGUAUUACUCCACAUUUGCGCUUUACUCUUUGACCUCUCACCCUUUCUGUAAAGAUGAGUGGAGCUAAGAAAAGAAAAGUGGAUGGAGAAUGUCGGGUGUUUAAUAAGGAGUGGACAACUAAAUAUCUUUUUACCGAACACCGAUCAACUGCUGUAUGCCUGAUAUGCCAAGAGACUGUGGCGGUUUUUAAAGAACAUAAUAUCAGCCAUCACUUUGCCACAAAACAUGCCAACUAUGCUAGCAACCAGUCAACGAAAGAACGGGAAGCUAAUGCUCAGAGGUUGGCAGCUAAUUUACAGGCUCAACAAAAUUUUUUUCACCGUCAAACUGCCAUUCAUGAGUCAAGUACCAAGGCGAGUUUUAUGCUGUCAUUCAAAUUAGCAAAGGCCAGCAAGCCUCUGUCUGAAGGCGAGUUUUUAAAAGAAUGUAUGGUGGAGGCAGCAGGUGUAUUGUGUCCGGAGAGCAAAGACAAAUUUGAAAAAAUCAGUUUAUCACGCAGGACAGUGACUCACCGUGUGGAACUGAUAGAUGAAGAUAUAACCAGCGACUUAAAUAGAAAGGCAGAGUCGUUCACGUUAUAUUCAUUAGCACUGGAUGAAAGCAACGAUGUAAAAGACACUGCUCAGCUCCUCAUUUUUAUCCGAGGAAUUAACAAUACUUUUGAAAUAACGGAGGAGUUUUUGACAAUGGAGUCUCUGAAAGGAAAAACACGGGGAGAGGACUUGUAUGACCAGGUGUCUGCUGUCAUUGAAAAUAUGAAGCUCCCUUGGAGUAAACUUAUCAACGUCACCACAGAUGGAUCUCCUAAUUUGACGGGGAAAAAUGUCGGCCUGCUGAGGAGAAUACAGAAUAAAGUGAAAGAUGAAAAUCCUGACCAGGAUGUUAUUUUCCUUCACUGCAUCAUCCACCAGGAAUGUCUAUGUAAAUCGGUAUUACAGCUGAAUCAUGUUGUGAAUCCUGUCAUAAAACUUGUCAACUUUAUACGUGCAAGGGGACUUCAGCACCGUCAGUUCAUCACGUUCCUGGAGGAAACUGAUGCGGAUCACCAGGACCUACUUUAUCACUCCCAUGUCUGCUGGUUAAGUUUGGGCAAAGUGUUUCAACGAGUAUGGGAGCUCAAAGAGGAGAUCGAUGCAUUUUUGGAGUUACUGAGGAAGGCCGGCGAAUUUCCUGAGCUGAGCAACAAGAGCUGGCUUUGUGACUUUGCGUUUGCUGUGGAUAUAUUUUCACACAUGAAUGAACUGAACGUGAAGCUACAGGGGAAGGAUCAGUUUGUGCAUGACAUGUACACAAACGUGAAAGCCUUUAAAUCCAAGCUGGCUUUUUUCUCCAGGCAGAUUUUGAAUAAGUUAUUCACUCAUUUUCCCACACUAGCCACGCUGGAAGAGGCCGGCGCAAAUGUGAAAAAAUACAGCGAGUCACUGGAUGCGCUGCACAGAGAAUUCUGCCGUCGCUUUUCUGAUUUUGAAAAAAUUGACAAGUCCCUUCAGUUGGUGGCCUAUCCCCUGUCACAAGAUCCUGAAACAGCACCAGAGGAGCUGGAACUGAUCGACCUUCAGUCUGACCCCGUCUUAAAAGAGAAGUUCAACUCUCUUAAACUGAAUGACUUUUAUGCUUCACUUGGUAAAGAGGUGUUUCCAAACCUCCGGAGGACGGCACAGAAGAUGCUGGCAUUGUCGGCUCGACCUAUUUGUGUGAACAGGCGUUCAGCGUCAUGAACAUCAACAAAGCCAGCCACAGAUCCAAGUUAACUGACCAACACCUCAGAUCCAUCCUGAGAAUCGCCACAACAAAACUAAAUCCAGACUUUGAUGCGCUGGCUAAAAAGGAGACCAACAACACUGUUCCCACUGAAAUUAAAAAUAAGUUUCUUCGUUGUGUUAUGUAAAAAAUGCAUUUGAAAAUAUUUUUUUCAAUAAGCCUUACAUGUUACAUGUCAUUUCUGUUAAGUGAUGGACAUGAGUCGUGCGCAGGUGCACGUACGUUCUCAAAAUAAAAAAAUGCGCUCCAGAUCAAAUAACGCGCUCCGCAUACUGGCGCGCUGUCACUGUUCUGUCCUUGUGCUGGUCGUUGUUGAGUUUUGGCACAGGGGACAAUUGAAUAAGAAGGAGCAAGAUAAGUAGACCUGCAUCUCCUACCGUUUUUGAAAUAAAGACAGUCAGGAGGAGGGUGAUGAUGAUAAUAUCUUGAAGGAUAACAGAAUUUUCAGUGCUUUAAAAUAAUAACUGUUACUAUUAAAAAAAGCUGUAUUUUAUUCAUUUAAUUUUCAGUGUUUUAAAAGUCAUUUCAAUAAAUAGCUAAAUACCAUGGGACUUCAAAGACAGAUAUUUUGUUGUAAUGCAUUUGUUCAUUUUCAAUUGAAAUUAAAGCACAUGUUUUCUACAUAUCCCAUGAUAUUUUAUUUUGUCUUAUGAGGUGUAUUACCAAAACACUCCGUCCAUCUGCUCCUGGUCCGGCCCCCCUGUCAAAUUUUAGAACCCUUUGUGGCCCACAAGUCAAAAAGUUUGCCCACCCCUGU
This is a messenger RNA of Hypanus sabinus (Atlantic stingray), 3654 nucleotides long. RefSeq names its product general transcription factor II-I repeat domain-containing protein 2-like. The transcript is spliced from 4 exons. NCBI's taxonomy places the organism in Eukaryota, Metazoa, Chordata, Chondrichthyes, Myliobatiformes, Dasyatidae. The record is from RefSeq and is a predicted model, not a curated record. Bases 1190 to 2854 code for a protein of 554 amino acids.